Funneliformis mosseae is the source of this 417-nucleotide messenger RNA. The record is from the annotation of a GenBank genome assembly. NCBI's taxonomy places the organism in Eukaryota, Fungi, Glomeromycota, Glomeromycetes, Glomerales, Glomeraceae.
UCUUGGAAAGAUAAAAUCAAGUUAGCAUGGAGACUAAGGGAAGCCUUAAUCAGGAGUGAAAAUGAAUUAGAAAUAGAUGUAGAUAGUUUAAUAGUUUGGGGAGUUCAAAUCGUUGGUUAUAAAUUGAAAGUAUAUAUGAUGAUUCGCUUUAAAGGUCUCUUCCACCUAAUCUUACUUAAUGAAUGCUGGUUACCGGUAUCAAUACACGAAAUAUAUAAUAUCGAAACUAUCUUAAACGUGUUGGAAACAAUGCACGAUAAGAUUAAGGCAAUGGAGCUAAAUAUCUUGAACUUGAUCAAGAAAAAAAACUUGCAGAAUCAACGAAAGAGAGAUUCCUCCAGUAACAAACAGAAUCUGGAAAACGAGCCUCCGGUUAUUAAUACACCUACUAGUAAAAGGGUUAAGGUGUAUAAUUAA